GUCAGUCCGACCGUGGCCGCUCACCUGAGCAGAGCGAGCACCGCGACCAGAGCGCCAGGCCUACCGCAGUACCUGGGCAACCCAGGCCGCGUCGCGUCGACCGCGUCACGUCCUGUCACAUCCGCGUGUGUUUGUGUGUGUCACGCCCGUGUCGCGUUUCGCGUGUGUUGGUGUUGGUGAUGUGUGUGCGCGCGUGUUCCCCCGGCCCGCCCAGGCCCGCGGCACCUGUCGGUGCCCCGGCAGUGAUCUGAUAGGAGUGUAGUGCCUGGCGGGGCCGCCGCCGUCGACCGCCGCCGCCACCGGCCUCCAGGAUGACGGUCACCUACUCCAAGCUCGUCGCCAACGGCAGCAGCUUCGGCUGCUUCUGGAGGAUACUGUACAAAUGGCGGGGUAGCGUGUACAAGCUGGUGUGGCGCGAGCUGCUGGUGUUCCUCUGCCUGUACUUCUCCAUCAACCUCAUCUACCGGCACGCACUCAACGAGACGCAGCAGAGGCAGUUCGAGAGGAUUCGGGCGUACUUCGGCUCGCACGGGGAGACCAUCCCCAUGUCGUUCGUGCUGGGCUUCUACGUGAGUCUGGUGGUGAAGCGCUGGUGGGAGCAGUACCGGCUGCUGCCCUGGCCCGACACGCUGGCGCUCUUCGUCUCGGCCGCCAUCCCGGGGGUGGAUGAGCGGGGGCGCCUGAUGCGGAGAAACAUCGUGCGGUACGCCGUGCUGGCCUACGUCAUCACGCUGAACCACGUGAGCGUGCGCGUCAAGAAGAGGUUCCCCGGCUGGCAGCACAUGGUGGACGCGGGCUUCAUGAUGGAGUGCGAGAAGAAGAUCUUCGAGCUGAUGGACGGCAAGAGCCCCAUGUCCAAGUAUUGGAUGCCGCUGGUGUGGGCCACCAACAUCAUCAACCGCGCGCGCAAGGAGGGCCUCAUCCAGUCGGACCACGUGGUGCAGACCAUGCUGCAGGAGCUGUCCGACAUCCGACGGCGCCUGGGCUCGCUCAUCGGCUACGACACCGUGUGCGUGCCCCUGGUGUACACGCAGGUGGUGACGCUGUCCGUGUACACGUACUUCAUGGCGCAGCUGAUGGGCCGCCAGUUCGUGGAGACGCGCCACCCUGACGGCACCGUCACCGGCGACCCCGACAUCUUCUUCCCGCUGUUCACGUCCCUGCAGUUCUGCUUCUACAUCGGCUGGCUCAAGGUGGCCGAGGUGCUCAUCAACCCCUUCGGCGAGGACGACGACGACAUCGAGCUCAACUGGCUCAUCGACCGGCACAUCAAGAACAUCGAGGUGGCCCGCCGCGGCCUGGGCGAGACGCCGGGCUCCGAGGAGGAUUACGAGGACGUGUCGCCGCUGCUGUGCGGGGGGCGGGGGCCGGGGCUGCUGGCGCUGCUGUGGGGCGGCGUCGUGUCCGCGGUCAACGCCGUGCUCGGCCUGUUCGUGCCGCCCCCCGGCACGGCCACCGGCACGGCCGGCACGGAGGAGCAGCGGCCCGCCGGCGAGGAGCACCCCAGCCAGCAGAGGAGGCCCUGGCUGAAAAGCGCGGCCUACAUGAUCGUGGACGAGAUGCACGAGGAGCACCCCGAGCUGCUCAAGGACCAGUACUGGGACGAGGUGGUGCCCAAGGACCUGCCCUACACCGUGGCGUCCGAGUGCUACCGCCGCGCCGAGCCCAAGGGCAGCGCCGAGGACUACAAGGUCAAGGACUCGGACGCUCUCUACGCCAACCUAAUGCCGCAGCGCAACAAGCUGGGCCCCGAGGACGUAUACGCCGACUACGAGAGCGUGGACACGCCGCUGGUGGAGAGGCGCAAGAACUGGUUCCAGCGGCAGAUGCAGCGCAUGGGCUCGGUGCGUUCCUCCAGCACCACGUACUCGUCGGCGGGGACGGCCAUCGGCAACAGGCCGCGGCACAACUCCGUCUACUCACAGAUCUCGUUUGUGCAGGGCGAGAACGGCGGCCUGCCCGGCCCCGGGCCCGUGUCGGCGCACAGCAUGCAGGGCGCCAUGCAGGCCAGCAUGCAGGGCCUGGGCCCGCCCGGGCUGACGACGCUACCCGUGCACCAGCAGCAGCAGGAGCGACAGCCCAAGAUGUCCAUCUACGAGCGGUUCGUCAACAGGCGCUCCAGCCGCGGGCAGAACAAGAGAUCAAACGUGUUGAAGAACCGGCCUCGCAUCCCCACCCCCGACGUGACCCGGGACCUCGGCGUGGUGGUUCGGGAGGCGAACGGGUCGGCGCCGUCCACGCCGGGGACGCCGUCGUCCAUGAUGCAGCAGCCUACCUACCCGACGGACGUGCCCGUGGUCCAGGUGCUGUUAACGCCCAUCCAGGAGGCUGAGGGCGGCCACGGCCACGGCCACAGCGUGGUGGGCGUGGGGGUGAGCACCCCCGGCGGCCACCACCACCUGAACGUGGGCACCAAGGCCCUGGCGCAGGCCGUGCUGUCGCCGGGCCUGGGCCCCGUCACGCUGGCCGCCACGCCGGUCACCUUCACGCAGCCCAUCCUGUUCACCGCGUCGCCGGGGCCGCACCGCCCGGUGCGCUCGUCGGCGCCGCCGCGCGCCGCCGUCACCCUCACCGAGCUGAGCAGCCAGUCGGGGUCGGCGUCGGGCUCGGAGGAGGAGGGCGGCGCGGCCACCCCGCGGCCCGCCACGCCCGCCACGCCGACGCCCGCCCCCUCGACCUCCGCGGCCCCCGCGGCCACGACGCCGACCUCCACGCCCGCGGCGUCGCCGCCCCGGAGCGCCUCCAACAGCCUGGCGCCCAGCGCGGCCAGCACGGUGGAGAGGAGGAAGAACGAGAGGAAGACCGGGGCGCCCAGCAAGCGCGGCGAGGUGUACGUCUAGCGGCCCACUCUUGAAGCUGAUCCAGUCCACGUAGACUAGGCCCAGCGCUCCGUCCCGCAGUGGUGUUGUCGGGCAAGCAUGACGAGGGACGCUUUGGGGAGCUGUCCCGAGGCAACCGUGAUCUGAUAAGAUUAAUUUUAUUGCUAUGACGGUAUAUUUAAAACAUGAAUUCCAGUCAGUGUGAUGACUUGUGAUCAUUCUUUUUAAUGUAAUUGUUUAGAGUAACCAAUUUCUUAUGAGUACCUUUUGUCUUUCUGCUUGAUGGGAUGUGACCUUUUUUUUGUGCCAGUUUUGUUGGGUGUGCGUGUGUGAAUGUGAGUAGAAGUAGUGGUGUCUUCACAGUGUGGCAGAUUUUACAGCUGAUAAGAUUAUUUUUGUAAUUUUUUAAUAAGCAGACUUUCAUGAAAAGGAUAACUAUUUAUGAGAGUAUGAGACACUUAGUUUUUAUUUGUUUACUAAUUAUCAAUUAUUCUUAUUUGAAACUUAUGUGAUCCUUUGUAGAUAUUGUAGGUAGCAAUUGUGAGUUGUUUUUGCCUUUAACGGAGUUAAGUGUACAAAGUUUGAAGUAUUGUGCCAAUGUUUGCUUCAAGCAAGGUCUUGGGUGACUUUUUGUACUUUAUCUCUAAGCUCUAGAAAUCAAGCUGAUUGUAAUCUACUAAAACCAAUAGUCUGGCACAAAAGUUUCAGACUAUACCUAGGCUAGAAAUUAAGUAGGGUUUGACUAAGUCGAAGUAUUUUCAUGUGCCUUAAUGCCUUUUGUUAAUUUAUACUAUUUGUUCUAAACUAGAGUAUAUGGAAUAACACUGCGUUUGUGAUCAUUAUGGGCUGUUUUGAAUGAAUGAUUUGCCAUUAUGAUGUGGUAGUCAAAGGAGGUGUUACUUUUUGUAUACGCUUUUACCUACAGUCAGUGUUUUUCAGACCAGAUGGUAGCAUUUUGUGUCAACUGUGUUAAAUGUAGAAGAAUGCAAUUAAAUAUAAGUGUAUACCUGUCUUUUGUUGUGUGUUUGAAUAGUAUGUAAUAUGACAGAUCACCGUUGUUAUCGAUUAAAUGUCUUACCAGGACCAUGUAUUUUUUAUUCUCACACGUUCAAGCUAUGUAUCCACGUGGGAAGCUGAUUGGCUAUUUCCCCUUGUUAGACAAUUUUUAAUUAUAAGAACAUUGUGUAGGCUGUUUCAGUGACUUUUUGAAUUAAAAGCUGUGAAUGUGCUUCA
Molecule: messenger RNA, 4052 nt
Organism: Thrips palmi
Lineage: Eukaryota; Metazoa; Arthropoda; Insecta; Thysanoptera; Thripidae
Gene: Best2
Product: bestrophin-2
Exons: 13
Coding region: 312-2840 (842 amino acids)
Molecular function (GO): chloride channel activity
Source: RefSeq, a predicted model, not a curated record